AUGUCAAAAGUAAUCUUCACACCAUGGAAAGAACAGUCGGAAUUACAAACAGUGCGGAGUCAAUUUUAUCCUCCGCCAACAUACAAUGGACCGGACAUGCGGUCUAGAGCCUGCGCUACGGUUGCGGCUUGGAAGUUGAGGGGCAAUCUGCCCCAUCCCGUGGAGGCUACGGCUUUGCUGACGGAUGCUAUUCUGCAUGAUGAUGCGAGGAAAAACUCGAUCUUUUCGAUACGGGCGACGUACUCGGCAGCUUUUUGUCGGUUUGUAACGGGUCUUGUAGACUCCAAACUUCAUGGCCAACGCAAGACUAUGUUCCAGCGUGCCAUUGAUUUAGGCUUACCUGCCUCAUUCGUCGAAUUGCGACAUGAAGCAACCCAUCGUGAACUGCCGUCGUUGACGGUGCUGCGGAAUGCCGCGCAACGGUCUCUCGAAUGGCUCUGGGAUUACUACUGGGCCAAGAUUGAUCUGAACGCCGGUUUUGCACCGGACGGUGUCGACGAUGACAUCGAGCCUGUUAAGGCUGCUACCAGAGCUUGUCUGGCACAAGUGACGGAUGCGUCGGAACCGCUGCGGAAGAAGAGGAAGGUCCAGGUUUUGGCUGGUGUUGCGACGCAGUUGGUUUCGGUGUGUAAAAGCUCUGGGAAGGGGGCUGCUGCUGUUUCAGGGGUUUUGGUGGAGGAUGAGGUUUUGGUUGCUGGAGGGAGGAAGCUUGGAACAUCUAUGGAUGAUGAGCUUUCCAGGUGGGAUUAUUUCUUGCAGGUCAUCGUUGAGGGAUGUCCUACUUUCCUGGCGGCGCUUGUGGAGGCUAUGGUCGAUGUGCUGGCGUUUGCUGGAUCGGCUGCGAAGGAGGAUGCCCAUUGUGAAGGAGUUUAUAUGUGGCUGGACCAUAUUCUAUGCUCAUCACAAUGGGAGUCUAAGAGGCGGUUGCUCUCGUUUGCCUAUGCUCUCUCUGCCUGUGAGCAAAACUCAAAUCACUGGACGAAUAUGCUCAAGGAGAGGAUACAGCAAGUGGACAACCGCUUGUCUGGUAGCCAUGGGGAUCCAGAGCGAUUUGGCAAGGAUAGGAAUGCACUCCAGAGCCUACACACAAGGACAAGUCAUGAUUUAGAUAGCCUGAAGAACAUGGGAUGGGAGGUCGGCCAUGGAGGGGCAGGUGGAGAUACGGACUCCCACAAAUUAGAGGUUGUGCUUACCCCGGAUUGCAGUCACCGCCGUAAGUCGUCCUUGGUCAUGGCGAAUGAACCAGGCAAGCCUCGCCUUGACCGCGCAGACGAUAAGACCGCCUGCUUCGUACAUUCCCUGAUCGCAGGUGAAUGGAUUUGCCCCCCGGGUCAAGCGAAGAAUGCACCAAUUGGGCGUGAUGCGCUGGACGACGCAAUUGGCUUCGACGAUACCGUCGUAGAUGACGAUGGCGUCACCGUCACCGAUAUGGACGACUGGACGCCAAAGCAAUCCGAGACCAUCGUGGAGUCACGGCAGCUGACGAAAAAGCAGUUGUCUGAUAUGGCAUGGAAUGUACGAAAGUUGUCUAAAAAGCUGGAUAGCAUCAAACUCAAGCUGUCUGUCAAGAAUGUCUUUGUGGUGACUAAAGCGGGCGAUGAUAGCGUGAUUGCGUUUACGAGGAAGGUCACGGAAUGGUUAUUGUCUAAAGACCGUGAUACGCAGUAUAACGUCUACGUGGAGAGACGACUGGAGGCGGUUGCGGAUUUCGGUGCUUCUCAAUUGCUGAGGGAUGAACCUUCCGCAGCAGGGCGGCUCAAGUUCUGGGAUAAUAAGUUUGUGUACGAGAAUGCCUAUCUCUUUGACUUCGUCAUUACACUGGGUGGUGACGGGACGGUUCUUUAUACGAGCUGGCUCUUCCAGCAAGUAGUACCGCCGGUUCUCUCUUUCUCAUUGGGAUCAUUGGGAUUCCUAACCAAGUUCGAUUUUAAUGACUACCAGAAGACGCUUGGGUCCGCUUUCAAAGACGGUGUUGCCGUUAGCUUGAGGUUACGAUUCGAAUGCACAAUUAUGAGGAGUAAUGGGCGAGGAGAUGAAUCAUUAACGCACUCGAAGAAACGAGAUUUGGUAGAAGAGCUGAUCGGCGAAGAAGUUGAAGGCACGUUAACACACAAGCCGGAAAAAGUUGUUCAAAUUUUAAACGAUGUUGUCCUCGACCGGGGGCCAAAUCCCACAAUGUCCUCCAUUGAGCUGUUCGGCGACGAUGAGCAUUUCACCACGCUGCUUGCAGACGGUGUCUGUAUCGCUACACCUACGGGCUCGACCGCGUACAACUUAGCCGCUGGAGGAUCUCUGUGCCACCCUGACAACCCCGUUAUUCUGGUCACAGCGAUCUGCGCACAUACACUGUCUUUCCGACCGAUAAUACUGCCCGACACCAUCGUUCUAAGAAUGGGCGUGCCGUACGAUGCACGCACCAGCUCGUGGGCAAGCUUCGAUGGCCGAGAAAGAGUUGAAUUGCACCCGGGUGACUACGUGACUGUUUCCGCCUCACGGUACCCAUUCGCAAAUGUGUUACCGCAAGAUCGGCGCAAUAAUGAUUGGGUGCACAGUAUUUCAAAGACAUUAAAUUGGAAUUCAAGGCAAAAGCAAAAGGCUCUCAAGGAAUGA
This is a messenger RNA of Aspergillus caelatus, 2610 nucleotides long. Its product is annotated as putative NAD+ kinase. NCBI's taxonomy places the organism in Eukaryota, Fungi, Ascomycota, Eurotiomycetes, Eurotiales, Aspergillaceae. Gene Ontology annotation, cellular component: Las1 complex. The transcript has 8 exons. Bases 1 to 2610 code for a protein of 869 amino acids. Gene Ontology annotation, biological process: rRNA processing; NAD+ metabolic process; NADP+ biosynthetic process. The record is from RefSeq and is a predicted model, not a curated record. Gene Ontology annotation, molecular function: endonuclease activity; NAD+ kinase activity.